Adelges cooleyi (spruce gall adelgid) is the source of this 1127-nucleotide messenger RNA. RefSeq lists its product as uncharacterized. NCBI's taxonomy places the organism in Eukaryota, Metazoa, Arthropoda, Insecta, Hemiptera, Adelgidae. The transcript has 9 exons. The coding region runs from base 1 to 1065 and encodes 354 amino acids. The record is from RefSeq and is a predicted model, not a curated record.
AUGCAUAAUUUCAAGAUCGCCCUUACUGUCUGCGUGGUGUGUUUUAUAACGUCGGCAUGGAGCGUCGGACUGAACAGUGAUCAAUUAAAUCGGUUGAACAACCUGUUUGAAAAUCACAAAACGUCUACCGGCGGAGUUAGCGAGAAGCAAAUCGCUGGCGUCGUAAAGGAAACCUUUGGAAUAGAAUGGGAACAAAUUCUAGAUGAUUUUAGUUACGUGUCAGAUGAACCCGAUUCUACAAAUUUGUAUUUCUUAUUGACAACCUUGGCGCAACAAGAGAAUAAAAAAUCCGACGACAUUGAGGUUAAAUGGCUUACGCCUUUUGAAGUAGACUUUUUCCUGAAGGAGUUCGAUACAUGCGUUGAAUCUCAUGAUCAACCGGAAUAUCUUACUCUUGAACAGCUCUCGGAAACAUUCAAAUAUUGGAAAACAAUACAUUUUGCAUUGGACCAAAAAUUUAAAAAACUUAAAACCGGAAACGGCGACAACUCUAAACAAGACAACCAUAUAGUUAACGCAGCUGAAUUCUUAUUAAUCAUGUUGGAAAUGAAACCAGAUGGCCGUGGUCUGACUCUAGCACAGAUAGGUAAGUUUGCUGAUUUAUACGAAACACACAAGAGAGCAGCUGUUGGCAUUAAUCCUUUUGCAAGUAGAAAAGUGUUCGAAGAGCUUGGCAUAACCAUAAACAGCGAAUUACAGUUGUUAUUUGAAUCCGCCCAACCCGCUGGAAUAUUGUUGAUUGAAUUAAUCCUCGCUGCGGCAGAACUCAACAAGGAUGUCGGUGAGGAAUCACCGGUAUUAAGUCUAUGCGAGGUCGUAACUGCCAUACGAGAAUUCGUUGGUCUCGACCUUUCCAACGACGGUGUACUGAUGCCUAAGGAGUAUGCCAACUACGUGGAAAAGGCAAAACAAAUUUUGAUACGGUCGACAAACCCUACUGAAAAUGCUCGACGUUAUUUAAUGAAAUUCGAUGGUAUUAAUAACAGAAACGUAGCGGAUUACAUGCAAGUUGUAUUUUUCAUUGUAGAACAUACCAAACACUGUCCCUAUGACGCUAAACAUUAGCUCCGUUGAAGAUAGAACUUACAAGCUUUAAUAACAUUAAUCGGGCAUGUUUAACGAGCAUA